Oenanthe melanoleuca is the source of this 8395-nucleotide messenger RNA. It is a transcript of the gene ABCA5, whose product is annotated as ATP binding cassette subfamily A member 5. Bases 237 to 5183 code for a protein of 1648 amino acids. Lineage: Eukaryota; Metazoa; Chordata; Aves; Passeriformes; Muscicapidae. The transcript has 40 exons. Gene Ontology annotation, cellular component: membrane; intracellular membrane-bounded organelle. Gene Ontology annotation, molecular function: lipid carrier activity; ATP hydrolysis activity; ABC-type transporter activity. Gene Ontology annotation, biological process: lipid transport; transmembrane transport. The record is from RefSeq and is a predicted model, not a curated record.
ACUACUCGCGAGUGCCGAUGGCUGGGGCAGCCGAGCCGGCGGGGCUGGGCGCAGAGCGGUGAGAAAAGCGCCUUUCCAGCGAUUUAGAGUCGGGAAAACGAGAGGUGAAAUGUUCCAGCAUUCCCAGCUGAGGAAGCAGAGGGAGAUGGAGACUGCCCCCUGAUUCCCAACCUCAGGCAGCACCAGGAGUGGCAAAACCCAGGAGAGAAGAACCCUCCCAACCCCAGUGCUGAAAGAUGGCACCAGCUGCUCCAAGAGAAGCAGGAGUGUGGAGGCAAACCCGAGCUCUGUUGUUCAAGAAUUGUCUCAUUAAGUGCAGGACUAAGAAAAGCAGUGUCCAGGAAGUGCUUUUCCCACUGUUUUUCCUGUUCUGGCUGAUCCUGAUGAGCAUGAUGCACCCUCACAGGAAAUUUGAUGAGGUGGCCAACACAGACCUGGGCCCCCUGGACACCUCAGUGCUGGUGAAUUUUGUCAUUGGCUACACCCCCCCCACGGCCUUGGCUCGGGAAAUCAUGAAGAAAGUGGCUUUUGAUAACUUUGAGGAUGGGCUUAUCACAGAGGAAUAUUUGAGUGAGGAGGAGCUGGAAGAAGCAAGUUUUCUCAAACCCUCCAACUUUGUGGGGGUGGUGUUCAAGGAUUCCAUGUCCUACCAGCUGAGGUUCCACGACUCCAUUGCCAUGUCCUCCAUCUAUACAGAAUCCAGAGCCACCUGCUCCAGCCUGAGGAAGAGCUGUGAGUCUGUGACCUACUGGAGCUCAGGGUUCACAGCACUGCAGGCCUGCAUUGAUGCUGCCAUCAUCCAGCUGAAAACAAACCAUUCUGUUUGGGAACAGCUGGAUCUGACCAGAGCCAUGGUGAUGGGAGAGGCUGCAGUGGUGGAAAUUGAUAAUUUCCCUCGUGCAAUCAUUUUAAUUUACCUGGUGAUUGCAUUCUCUCCCUUUGGGUAUUAUUUGGCAAUUCACAUCGUGGCAGAAAAGGAGAGGAAGCUGAAGGAGUUCUUGAAAAUUUUGGGACUCCAUGACACUGCCUUCUGGCUGUCCUGGGUGCUGCUCUACGUGAGCCUGAUUUUUGUCAUGUCCAUCCUCAUGGCAGUGAUUGCCACAGCCUCGUCCCUCUUCCCCCAGAGCAGUGCCUUUGUCAUAUUCCUCCUUUUCUUCCUCUAUGGAGUCUCCUCAGUUUUCUUUGCCCUGAUGCUGACUCCUCUGUUUAAGAAAUCCAAGCACGUGGGGAUUGUGGAGUUCCUGGCAACUCUGGUUUUUGGCUUUGUGGGUCUCAACAUUGUCCUGCUGGAGGAUUUCCCCAAAUCCUUCGUGUGGAUCCUCAGCCCUUUGUGUCAGUGCAGCUUCCUGAUUGGUGUUGCACAGGUCAUGCAUCUGGAGGAUUAUGAAGAUGGGGCAACAUUUGCAAACAUCAAUGCUGGUCCUUACCCUCUGUGUAUCUCUCUGAUUCUCCUGGUGCUGGACAGCAUCUUCUACCUGCUUGUAGCUGUCUACCUUGACCAGGUGAUCCCAGGGGAGUUUGGGCUGCGGCGCACGCCCUUCUUCUUCAUGAAGCCCUCCUUCUGGUCAAAGCACAGGAAAAACUACAAGGAGCUCUAUGAGAGCAGCAUCAAUGGCAGCCUGAGCUUCAGUGAGAUUGUGGAGCCUGUGCCUGCAGAGUUCCAGGGCAAGGAGGCCAUCAGGAUCAGCUGUGUUCAGAAAACAUUCAGGAAAAAGGGAGAAACCGUGGAGGCUCUGAGAAAUUUGUCCUUUGACAUCUACGAGGGGCAGAUCACGGCGCUGCUGGGGCACAGUGGCACCGGCAAGACGACGCUGAUGAACAUCCUGUGCGGGCUGUGCCCUCCCUCUGACGGGUUUGUGUCUGUCUACGGGCACAGAGUGUCUGAGAUCGAGGAGAUGCUGGAGGUGCGGCAGAUCGCGGGGGUGUGUCCCCAGGCCGACAUCCACUUCGACAUCCUGACUGUGGAGGAGAACCUCUCCAUCUUUGCUGCCAUCAAGGGCAUCCCCCAGAACGAUUUGAUACAGGAGGUGCAGAAGGUGUUGCUGGAUUUGGAGAUGCAGCCCAUCAGGGACAAUCAAGCCAAAAAACUGAGUGGGGGGCAGAAGAGGAGGCUGUCAGUGGGAGUUGCUGUUCUUGGGAACCCCAAGGUUCUGCUGCUGGACGAGCCCACGGCGGGGAUGGAUCCCUGCUCGCGCCACAUCGUCUGGAACCUGCUGAGAAGCAGGAAAGCCACGGGAGUGACCGUGUUCAGCACCCACUUCAUGGACGAGGCUGACAUCCUGGCAGAUCGCAAAGCUGUGAUUUCCCAGGGGAUGCUCAAGUGCCUCGGCUCCUCCCUGUUCCUCAAGAGCAAGUGGGGCAUUGGCUACCGCCUCAGCAUGCACAUCGAUGCCUACUGCCACACGGAGGCCACCACGGCGCUGAUCCGGCAGCACGUGCCCUCGGCCGGCCUGCUGCAGCACAACCCCGAGCAGCUGGUCUACAGCCUGCCCCUCAGGGACAUGGACAAGUUCCCAGGUUUGUUCUCUGACCUGGACACCCAUUCCCACCUGGGGGUCAUCACCUAUGGGGUGUCCAUGACCACGCUGGAGGACGUGUACCUGAAGCUGGAAGUGGAGGCAGAGAUUGAUCAAGCAGAUUACAGCGUGUUCCACUCCCAGCAAGCUCAGGAUGAGAUGGACACCAAAUCCCUGGAUGACAUGGAGCAGAGCCUGCUGGUGCUGUCUGAGGCCAAGGCACCAGCCAUGAGCAACUCAGCCCUGUGGAAGAAGCAGGUUUCCACCAUAGCCAAAGUGCAUUUCCUCAGUCUGAAACGGGAGAACAAGUGUGUCAGAGUUAUGUUGUUGCUUUUCCUCAUUUUCCUUGUAGUUCAGAUUUUGUUGUUUUUCAUACAUCACAUCAUCAAAAAUGCUGUGGCUGCCAUCAGACUCUCCCCAGAUCUGUACCUGCUGAAGCCUGGGGAGAGCUCUCACAAGUACAGGAGUCGGCUGCUGCUGCAGAACUCCACAGAGUCGGAUAUCAGUGACAUUGUGCACUCCCUGGGGAGCAUGAACAUCCUCUGGGAGAUGUUCAAUGACAGUGAUUAUGUCUCAGUGGCACCUCACAGUGCAGCUCUCAACGUGUUUGCCCUCGAGGCCAGGCAGAAUUAUGUUUUCAACAUCAUAUUCAACAGCACCAUGGUGCAUUCCCUGCCAGUUCUGAUGAAUAUUGUCAGCAACCUCCUGCUGCGCAGCCUGAACGUGACUGAGAGCAUCCAGAUCUGGAGCAACCCCUUGAUUCAGGAUCUUCCAGACACAAUUUUCAGGCUGGAGAUCUAUUUUGAAGCUGUGUUACUGGGAAUCAUCAUCACUGGGAUGCCACCCUACUUUGCCAUGGACAAUGCAGAAAACCAUAAGAUCAAGGCUUACACCCAGCUGAAGAUUGCAGGGCUCUACCCCUCAGCUUACUGGACUGGCCAGGCUGUGGUGGAUCUGCCUCUGUUCUUCUUCAUCCUCACCCUGAUGAUUGGCAGCCUCUUUGCCUUCCACUAUGGUGUUUAUUUCUACGUGGGCAAGUUCAUGGCUGUGAUUUUUUGCCUGAUUGGUUACGUCCCCUCUGUCGUGCUCUUCACCUACGUGGUCUCCUUCACCUUCAGAAAAGUCCAGAACACAAAGGAGUUCUGGUCAUUUAUAUUUUCAGUGACAGCCUUGCUCUGCACAGUUGUCACUGAAGUGUCUUUUUUCCUGGACCAUUACCUGGUAACCACGGUCCUGCAUUAUAUCUUCUCCAUCUUCAUUCCUAUUUAUCCUCUUAUUGGCUGCCUGAUCUGUUUUAUAAAGGUCUCAUGGAAAGGCAAGAGUGAGAGUGGAGGAUACCAUGACCCCUGGGACAGGCUGCUGGUGGCAGUUCUGGCUCCCUACCUGCAGUGUGUGGUGUGGCUGCUCCUGCUGCGCUGCUUCGAGCUGAAGAACGGAGGGAGGACGGUGAGAGAAGAUCCCUUCUUCAGGAAAUGUUUUAGCAAAGCCAAGCCCUGGAAGUUCCCAGAUGUGCCCCACGAGGAGAACGAGGACGAGGACGUGAAGGCAGAGAGGCUGCGGGUCAAGGAGAUCCUGAGCAGCCCCAGGGGCCAGGAGAUGCCAGCAAUCCUGGUCAGCAGCCUGCACAAGGAGUUUGAUGAAAGGAAGGAAUUUCUUCUGGGGAGGAAAAUAAAGAAGGUGGCCACCAAACAUGUUUCCCUCUGUGUGAAGAAAGGAGAAAUCCUAGGUUUGUUGGGACCCAAUGGAGCUGGGAAAAGCACAUUAAUUAAUAUGCUUGUUGGAGAGAUUGAGCCAACCAGUGGACAGGUUCUGAUGGGAGAUGACUCCUUGGGGCUGAGCAGUGAGGAUGACUCUGUGAAAUUCGUGGGGUACUGUCCUCAAACAAACCCUCUCUGGCCAGACAUCACACUGCAGGAGCACUUUGAGAUCUAUGGUGCUAUCAAAGGCAUGAGCCAGUCUGAUGUUAAAGAAGUCAUCAAGCGCAUCUCCAGUGUGCUGGAUCUGAAGGACCACCUGCAGAAGACGACCAAGAAGUUGGGAAUGGGGCUGAAACGCAAGCUCUGCUUUGCCCUCAGCAUGCUGGGCAACCCCCGGGUCACGCUGCUGGACGAGCCCUCCACCGGGAUGGACCCCAAAGCCAAGCAGCACAUGUGGCGGGCAAUCCGAGCAGCCUUCAAGAACAAGGAGAGAGCAGCAAUCCUCACCACACACUACAUGGAGGAGGCAGAUGCUGUGUGUGACCGUGUGGCCAUCCUGGUGUCAGGGCAGCUCAGGUGUAUAGGUACUGUCCAACACCUGAAGAGCAAGUUUGGCAGAGGAUACUUCUUGGAAAUGAAACUAAGGGAAGCAGCAGAUGUGCAGCAGGUGGAGUAUCUGCAGAGCCAGAUUCUGCACAUCUUCCCCAACGCCAGCCGCCAGGACAGUUUUGCUUCUAUCUUGGCAUAUAAAAUUCCUAAAGAAGAUGUGCAGUCGCUUUCACAUUCUUUUUCCAAGCUGGAAGAAGUAAAACACGCCUUCAACAUUGAGGACUACAGCUUUUCUCAAGCAACACUGGAGCAGGUGUUUGUGGAACUGGCUAAAGAGCAGGAGGAGGAGGAGAGCAGCUUUGGCACCCUGAACAGCAGCCUGUGGUGGGAGAGGACACAGGAGGACAGAGUCAUCUUCUGAGCUGCCAUCCUGUGCCAGCAGCAAUCCUCUCUCUGCUCCUGGAGCUGGGCUGGGCAAGGCCAGCUGCCUUUGGAAACCCUGAGCCUGCCCCAGCAUCCUGGCCUUGGGAAUAACACCACAGGAGCUGGGAGCAUCCCACUGCUCCUCUGGCUGAGCCCCAGCCCCUCUGGCUUUGUUGGCAGGAGGGCACAGCCAGGCAGUCUCCUGCUGCUGGUGGCUGAUGCAGGAGCUCCCACCUGCCUUUCCCUGGCUCUGCUGAGCCAGAGGCUGGGCUGUCCCUUGUUAAAUCCUGUGUGUCAGCAGAGCCAGCCCUGCUGGAGCAUCCUGUCCCCCUGGGCUGGUUUGCAGGGUCUGGCUGUGCCCUUGGGUGGGCACUGCUGCCCAUCCUGCACACCCAGCCCUGCCCCUGCACCAGCUCAGCCUGCCCUGCUGCUGCUCUGAAGAUGCACCUGCUUAGAAGAGAGGGGGAAAAACCACUGCAGAGUCCCUGUGCUGCUGCAAGGAGGGUCCUGAACUGCACCACCAGCUUGGCUCAGCAUCCCAGCAGGCUGGAAAUGUUCAUUUGCAGAUCAGAGUGACACUUUGAUCCAUCCCCAGCUGUGUCCUGCAUGCUGGGGGCCACAGGGGUGCACAGAGUGGGUGUGCUCCUUCUUCCCCUGCUUGGCUGAAAGGACAGAGCCAGGGCUGUGUGGCUGCAGGGGCUGCAGGGAUGUGGCUGCAGGGCUUGCAGAGCUGUGGCUGCAGGGGAUGCAGAGCUGUGGCUGCAGGGGAUGCAGGGCUGGGGCUGCAGGGGUUGCAGAGAUGUGGCUGCAGGGCUGUGGCUGCAGGGCUUGUAGGGGUUGCAGAGCUGUGGCUGCAGGGGAUGCAGGGCUGGGGCUGCAGGGGUUGCAGAGAUGUGGCUGCAGGGCUGUGGCUGCAGGGGUUGCAGAGAUGUGGCUGCAGGGCUUGCAGGGGAUGCAGAGCUGUGGCUGCAGGGCUGGCAGAGCUGUGGCUGCAGGGCUUGCAGGGGAUGCAGAGCUGUGGCUGCAGGGGAUGCAGGGCUGUGGCUGCAGGGCUGGCAGAGCUGUGGCUGCAGGGUUGCAGGGAUGUGUUUCUGCCUUGUCUCCAUUCAGAGCAGUCUCAUUCUUCCCCUGAGUGUGACCACAUGUGUCCUGCCAGCUGCUCUCACACACAGUGCUUUGGAGAUGUUUGCAUUUUCCUUGCCAGUGCAUUCAUGAGCUCCAGUGUUUUCCCAAUUCCUCAUUGUGGUUGCAGUCAGUAACACAGGGCCCAGCCUGGCACUUUGUCACCCCCCUUUGUAAAACCCCAAAUCAAAUGCUCCCACUUCACAGCCUCAUCCAUAAGAAAGGUGCCUUUGGUUUGCAUAGAAGCACUAAGAAGAGUAGAAUAGUCCUUUAGCCUGAGAUAUGGCAGAUGUAUGUUGAAAAUAUAUUAUUUUCUUGUUUUUUUCUACACAAAGCUAUCAUCACAUUUUUAGUUUUAUAAGGGGAAAUUAAAGAUUGCUCCCAGUUCAUUUUGCUCUGCAAUGAACAGAGAUGUCUUUCUAUUGAGACAUUGGCUUCAUAAGUCAUAUCAUUUAUGUAUCUUCACUUUAAAGUUAGAAAAGACCUUUGUUUUUCUUGAGAAAACUCAAAAAAAUGGGUAAAGUUGGAGUUGUGUGUCCCAGCUGUUUGUAAUUAUCAGGCAAUAAUGUGUGUGGUGUGUCUGAUAAUGGUUUAUCAGUGUGUUCAGCCCAAAUCUGUUUCCAUUAGUUUGUUAUAUGGGGAUGUGAGGUCCUUAUUCAAAAUUGUACUUCCUCUUUUGUACCCAUAGGUUGCACAGAAAUGCACAGCUUUGGGUUUGUAUUUAAAAUUAGAGCCCAAGCCCUACAGAAAGCCCUGGACAUCCCAUUUGCCUCCUCAGGGAACCCCAGCCCUGGAAAUGAGGGAUUAAAUUAAAAUUCAGGAUUAAAGCAGCUCUGCCUGACAAGGGUGAAACUUCCCUGUCAGAAAAACAAAAAACCCCAAAUUCAGGUGUUUUCUUUCUUUAACCCCAGCCUGGGAGCUCUGAGCUUUUGCCUUUAUUUGGAGCAGUUUGGGACUCAGAAUUCUCUUGGCACUUUCCCAAGCAGGUGUGUACAAGUUGAGUGCAUUUUUCCCAAAUCCCAGAUUUCUUUGGUCUCUUUUUGCCAGUGGUGUUUCAGCCAAGUGUCACCUGCCCAUCAAUCCAGCACAUUCUUGUCACAUGGGUUUAGGGAAUUAGUGUGACCUGUGAGGAGCCUUGCUGUCUGCCUUGAAUUUAUUCUUUCACUUGGAGUUAAUGGUCUGUAAAAUAGUUCUGUGCUGUCUGUUUCAGAUAUUUCCAUAUUUCCUCCCAUUUCAGAUGUGAAAACUUUGGAUUAGCUCAGUUUGGUGCUGUUGUUUAUCUUGGAGGAGCCCAGUGGGUGGUGGCACUGGUUUUUGUGCAGCUACAGAAAAGGACAAAGAAUUUGGCUCAUUAAAUUAAUUCCCAGUUUGGGUGGGAUCUUUUUGGCCUGGGUGACAUCACUUGUUAAAGUGGGGUAAAAUUCCACCCCAAAACAUCACUGUCCUCCUAUCAGAAGUGUUCCAAAGUGUCCUAAGAUAUCUGUAAAAUAAGCAAACAGGCAAAAUUAAACCAGGGAAUGCCCUGGGAACAGCAGAGCUUUAUUCCUGGCAUUGGAAGCCCCUUUGUUCAGCUGCUACCAGUGACAUUCCAAACCCCAUCCAUCCAACACACACCCAGCCUGUGCUCCCAGAAAUAAACUGGAUUUGGGUGGGAUUUGGAGUAAACCCACCAGGUUUGGGUCCCAUUCCCAGAUGCUGGAGCUGCCCUGCAGGAUUGCUGUGAGCAGUGACAUGUCCAAAGCUUGGAACACAAAUUCACUUCAUGGUGUUGUCACAAGGUUGUAUUUUUCUAUGGAGAGUUUAACGUGUCUGGUUUUGUUCAUGUUCCCAAGAAAAGUCUUUAUUUCAGAGUGUCUGUGUUUGGCAAGUGGGAUUUAUGGCACAGCCAGCAUCCAGAGCAUCCUGUGGCAGCAGGAGGUGUCAGCCUGGAGGUGACACGUUUGUGAUGCUGCUGCUGCUGCUGCACCACGUGCAGUUCAUUUUACACACUUGCCUUCCUUCCAGCACUUGGCUGUACUUGUAAAGGUGAGGAUUUUCCCUUUCCCAGCAGGAAGUACUUCCAAAAUAAAGAUGGAUUGGAUUGUUACA